UGUGGAUACCGAGAUUUAUACGAAGAGUCCACGCGCACUAUUAGACCAACUCCAACCUUUUCUCACUCAAGAUUCAAGUCUUUUCCUCUCUUUUUCUCUCUUUUUUCUUUUUUUCCUCUUGCUCUUUCCCUCGUUUCUCUACAAUGGAUGCCAAAGAUUACGCCAAGAUUACCCAACAUUCAGGCCAAGAGAGUCAUGGAGUUUAUCUUUGUCACAAAUGCGGGUGGCCAUUCCCUAACCCACAUCCGAGUGCGAAGCACAGACGAGCCCACAAGAGAGUCUGUGGGAAAGUUGAAGGGUAUAAGCUUGUUCACUCAGAAGGUAGCACCCAUUCAGCAGUUUCAGAUGAUGAUGAACACCCCUCAGAUGAUGAUCAUAAAACCCCUAGUCCAAAAAAUGUGGAGACAAGUAAAAAUGGGAUUGGUACCGGUGGAAUCGGGGAAAGAUCAAAUAGAAUGGAAGAUGAAGUGUUUUCGGAUGCAGUUACUGAAUUUUCAGACAGUGGAAUUGGUCCUGGAAUUGAACAAGUUUUGGAGGAUGCUAGAGAAUCUAUUACUAAUGUGGAAAAGGUAGCAAAGGAUGGUUUCGAUGCCAAACAACCGCUUAAAGAUAAUUCAAUUACAGUGGCAGGAUCCAUUUCAGAAGACUUAACUAAAGAAUCAACUUUAUGGCUUAGUGGGGAUGGAAAUGAUUCAGCAUGCAACUUGUCCGCCAUCAAACCUGAAACACCAACAGAGGCACCACAAGAGGAUUGCAAGACUAAUGCUGUUGAGGGCAUCAUGGAAUGCCCUUUAAGUGGGAAUAUCGGGGAAAGCCCUAUGGCACUGAUUAAGCAGAAGACUGAUGCAAUGGAGAAUGAAGAAAAAAAUGUAGACAGAAAAUUACUCGAAAUUGCAGUCUCACCCAAUGAAAAUUCUGGUGAAACAUCUGAGGCUGGGUUAAAGUCAGAGAAGACAGAUGAAAAAACUUUGGAUCCUGUGGAAGGUGAUGUUAUUGUUCAAUCAGAGGAAGAUCAAACUGAUGGGAGAGGAGCUAAAAUUUCCCCAACUUGUCUCUCCUUGGACCCUAAAUCUGUUGAACAGAUAGAUGCAUCUGCUGACACUGCUCAUGAUCAGGUGGAUACUGCACAGGGAACAUAUUCUGCAAGUGGUGGUGAUUUAGUUGAGGUUUGCAAGGCAAAGGGAGAAGAGAACGAAAAUAUACUUGUGAUCGAUGGAAAAUUACUGGACACUGCAGUCUCAACGAGUGAAGAUGCAAGGGAAACAUCUGAGGUAGGGUCGAAAUCAGAGAAGAUAGAUGUAAAAACUUUGGAUCCUGUGGCAGUUGAUGGAAUUGUUGAAGUAAAGGAAGACCAAAGUGGUGGGGUAGUAUUCAAGUCUUCCCCAAGGGAUCUCUCCCCUGGCCUUAAAUCUAUUGAACAGACAGAUACAUCUGCUGAUACUGCUUGCAUUCAGGCUGUUGCUGCACAGGGAUCAUAUUUAGUAACUUCUGGUGAUUUGGUUGAUUCUUUCAAGGCAAAGGGAGAAGAGAAUGAAGCUGUGCUUUCAGAUCCUGAUGGUAUACCUGCAGUAGACAAUCCUGUGACUGCAGUUGAAUAUUUUAGCGAUCAUGAUGUGGUGAAAUCUAACGUACCUGUGACCUUAGACUCUUGUGAAUUGAUCAAGGAUAUGGGAGAUAAUACUACUGUGCCUGUUUCUGAGGAGAACCAUCUUGGUAUCCAGUCAAGGCAAUUGGCUGGUUGCACAGGUCCAUCUCUUUCAGAUGUUCAAGCUUUUGAAGAUAACCUUAAACAGGAUGAUGUUUGCAGAAAUCCUACCGUGCCUGUUGAAGGGGAAGCUGGUGUUUCUGAAAUCAAGUUUGCAAUCUGUGAAAACCCUAGAUUAGAUGAAUUUGGUGCUCCUGCAAAGCACUCUGGGAGUGAACUCGAUAAAAAUCAGACAAUUUGUUCUGUUGAAGAACACGGACCUCAUGAUUCUAGCAAGGAAUCACUUGAGGUCUGGCCAGAAAAUGCAACAAUGGUUUUACCUGACACAAUGGUUUCUCUCAUUGACACUGAAAUUUGUCAAAAAACCAACUUAGUAGACAACAACAGUGGUGGUGAUCAUGAGAAGGCUAGAAUUGAAAAUUAUGAUAUGGCUGGAAGUAACAUUACUGAAGGAGCUACUGAGGGAAAUCUUACAGAGAACAGGAAAACAGCCUCUGAAUGUGUGAGCACUGUCUCUAACUCCCAAGCUAAUCAAACUAUCAACCUACUUGAAGGUGACAGUGCUGGUGAUCUUGAAUAUGUCAAAAAUGAAACAUGUGAGAUAGCUGGAAAGGAAAGCACAGAAGGAUCUAAAGAGGAAAAUAUUGCACUUGGAGGUGACAGUGCUGGUAAUCAUGACAAGGUUGAAAUAAAAAAAUGUGAGAUAACAGAAAAGGAAAGCAGGGAAGGAGAGGAAAAUAUUGUGAUGAGUACCCCUGAAUUUGCAAGCAGUCUAUCUGAAUCCCAGGUUGCUGCAGAGGAUGAUAUGAAUGUGCCCGUGAGGAACUUACCUGAAACUGAAAACAAGGAUUUGUAUGAAGUUUCAGAUCCAAGCAGAGUUGAAAUCGAUAUAACAGAAACACAUUCUUGCCUUCAAAACCAGGAUAAAGGUUCUCAAGGACUUGAUAUCAGUAAGCAUGAUGAGGUAAAAGUACAAUGUUUGGGUGCAGUCUGUGGAGUUGCUGAGUCAAAUCUUGAUGGUGAGAAAUUAACACAGAAUGCAGAAAACCUGUCAAUGCAGAAGACUGGAGAUUUUGAAUCUUCUGUUCAAUGUUUGACCACUGUUGAAGAGGACCAUACUCAAAUGCUUGGUGGGGAAGCUUCUGGUAUUAGUUCAUCAAUGAAAGAGCCCAUGCUUUCAUCUGGAGAUGCUGAAUCUUCUGUUCAGAGUUCAGUUGCUGUUGAAGAUGAUUGCACUGGAUUGCUUGCUGGGGAUACCUCUGGUAUUAGUUCAUCAACAAAAGAGCCAAAGCUUUCAUCUGUUGAUGCUGAAUCUUCUGUUCAAAGGUCAACGACAGCAGUUGAAGAUGAUCAAACUAAAGUGCUUGGUGGGAAUGGUUCUGGUGUUAAGUCAGAGACAUUGCAAGUGGAAGGUGAUAACAACAUUAUCGAUAGACAGCUUGGUGUUUUGCCACUUGAUGUUUCAAUUGAUUCAGGUAGUCAAACUGAUAGUUUGGAAGGCAACUGGGGUUCUGUUUCAGUUGGAACAGGCCUUUCAACUCAAUCAGAUGCACUGGCGGUUGUCGACACUGAAGCAUUGCAACUGACUGGUUCCAAAGCACCUCCCAAGUCAGAGAAAGAUACCUUGAAAAAGCCAAAACAUGCGUCUGUAUCACAUGAUUCUGACAAAUCGGAUGUCUUUGAGCCACCAUCCUUUGCCACAUUGGUUGAACCUGGAGGUGGUGGGAAUGGUCUGAAAUCUGCCCCUUCUGAAAUCCAGACUGUACAGAGCCAACAACAGCCAAACCCUGCAUCUUCACAAGCUGGGUGGUUUCCUUCUCUUACUAAUGUUGUGAAUGAAUCACAAGGGAGAAAGAAGAAUGAAGAGGCUAUUGCCAAGGUUACUAACUGGAGCCCAGGGAAGCAACACACACCAUUGAAAAAUCUUUUGGUUGAAGCUAACACUGAAACCAAGCUGAAGUCACCAACUCCAAAAGGAAAUUCAGCUUCGGUGACUCAAAAAGAUGAGGCCCCAGCCAAAAAUGGCAGUGCCGCACCUCCCACAAAAGUGAAUUCGAUUCCAGGUCCUGAAGCUCCCACUACUGAGCCUGCUAAGGAUUUGGGACAGGAAUGGAACUCUCCGGCAAGGUAUCCAGUCGACAGCAAGAGAGAGAAGAGGAAAGUUAAGGGGAGACCAUACUGGGCGCCUUUUGUAUGCUGCUCAUCUGUAAAUUAGGACCCAUGUCCUCAGCAAUAUCGCAAUAUGUGAUAGAUGGAUAUGCCAUCCAACUGCAUUGCCUUUAAUGGAUAAAGCUUCUGCUGGUAAGCUAUGGCCUAAUGAGGCAAAUAUACUUGUGUGGUAUUAGCAUUGAUUUGUAGAUUAUGGGUACAUAAGGUCUUGGUCAGUUGCCUCAAGUCUUAGACUUGGGGUUGUAUAUGGUUAUCGAUGUUAUCGUUAUCAACAUCGUUGUUUCUUUCGAUUAAAUUGAUGGAUGGGUGUGGUAUGCUGCAGCAUGUUGAAUAAAGGGUAGAUCAAUUUGGAGGCACAUCCUUUCAAGUCUUUUGUAUGCCUAGUUGGUAGCGUUAGUUUCAUGUUUCUGAAGGGAUGACUGCCAAAGUUGUUUUCAGUUUGAGUUCUUGUUAUGCUAUCGAAAAUACAUCAUCGAUCGGGUCGAUUGUAUUCGAGUUUUGUUAGUUUAUAGUUUUGAAUUUUAAUCUUUUUAUCACA
This is a messenger RNA of Vitis riparia (riverbank grape), 4412 nucleotides long. RefSeq lists its product as uncharacterized. The transcript is spliced from 6 exons. Lineage: Eukaryota; Viridiplantae; Streptophyta; Magnoliopsida; Vitales; Vitaceae. The record is from RefSeq and is a predicted model, not a curated record. The coding region runs from base 144 to 3920 and encodes 1258 amino acids.